AGUCUUUGUUAUUUCAAAUUAGAUGCACAAAGUAUCACUUGGUAUGAGCCUCCUCCAGUUACGACAGUUUCAGACCGUAGCGUUGUUCACACAAGCAAAAUAGAGCUUUAUGAAGAGUCUACCAACGAGCAGCUGAGCUGGAGGUUUAGUCUCACCGAAACAGUUAUAUAUGUGACUUUAGAAUUAGAGGGUACUGGUGUGGUAGCUACCAUAUUGCCGUCAGCUGGAGAUGUUAGUGUAAACCAAGCCUUUACCUCUAGACUCAACGUAACCUGGGUCACUGGGCACAUUACUCUCAUUUUCUUUAAUGUGUCUACUUCCGAUGAAGGAGUAUUUAGCUGCCAGCUGAGUGUUCCUGGAAACUGGUGGAGAAGUAAAAUUGAAGUGUUUGUUUUAGGUGAGGUUAUUUCAUUGAAUAUAAUUCUGUUGAAAGCCUACGUCAUCCAUUCUUAGUCGUUCAAGGGUACGAAGUAUCUAACGGAAAUUAGCUAGAGCCUGUGGGCACUAAAUAUCUCUAAUUAUAAUCAACGUUAUUGGUAGAUUGUGCAAGGUUAUAUCUUUUAUUAUGAUUUUUAAUUUAGUAUAUGAUUAUAAUUGAAAAAUAAUAUGCGUUGUCUUGUAUGGUAAUCUUACUUGACAGUAAUUUACCAUUUUUGUCAUUUUUUAGCCCCACCCAGGUUCAUUGAUGUAAGCAGUGAUAAGUCUUUGCGAGAAGGUCAUCAUCUGCAACUGAUCUGCGAUGCAUCUGGCAGACCAACUCCAAAUAUCACCUGGGUAAAAGGUGGUAGUGAGAGUGAUGUAUUACACAGGGGUUCCACUUGGGAUUUUAAAAACAUCAGCAGGAUUGAGGCAGGUAUUUACCGCUGUACAGCUUACAAUGGAGCAGGAAAUCCAGUGAGUCAUACACUACGAGUGAAUGUGCAGUGUGAGUACAUGUAAAUGGCAUGUUUCCACUUAUAUAUUAUUAUUUAUACACUUUUAAAAGUCUUACCAUGUAUUUUUUUUUUUGCUGUAAUACAUAUUAGGAAGAAAUUCAAUUAAUUACAUUAUUGCAGGUAGGCCAUUGCGAUCCGAAAUCAGUUCAUCAUAUCUGGGGUAAGAACUGUCGUGAGAAAUAGACUGGUUACAACGAGCCAUAUUAUCGGUUAAUGGAAUUGCCUGUGGAUAGCAUAACAUGUGAUUGUAUACCCAAAGAUAACCCAAUACUAAAUUUUGUGUCAAGAGCUUGUUAAUUUUCCUUGUAGUUUUGAGUAAUGAAUUGAGAAUGAAAGAGAUACCAUUUACUCACAAAACGAUUUUGUGACCUCAAACGUUUGUGACCUGGCUUUUAAUAGUCAAAAUGGGAAUGCAUCCUAUUUUUGGCUGCAUUCUUCAGCUACUUCAGGAGAUGAAACUACAAAAUGCUUGGGACAAAUUGCAUUUGUAGAUCUUUCAUGAAAGUGAAUCAACAGUGAUAUGCAAAUGCGACCAGUACACAUGACUAGACCCUCCCCUUUCACUGCAUACAAAUGGAACUCGUUUAUCCACAAGUUUUCUUGAGUUUCUGUACCUUUGAGGAAGGGGAAACUUCAAGGGAUCUAAGGGUGUCCUGAAAUCAAAGGUUAUUAGGAAUGUUGCCUAACUGCUCCAGUUGAACCAAAAAUUCACGUUUUAGCGUUGACUUCCUCAAAUUAUAGCGGAGUUCUACGCGCGCGCAAAGCGCGAACGAGCGUAGUCCCAUAACUAAGGUAAUAUAUCCAUCCUAGAAAAUUUGGUAAUCACGUGACCGUAUUUAUGGUCAAAAUUUGACAGGUAAGUUCAUGCGGAAAAUCUAUGCAGUAUCUGUAAACUUGUUUACUGAUAGCUGAAGCUGACAGAGUUUUGUGCCAUCUUGUGAUGUUUUAAACUGUCGUUUUUGACUGGAUGUACAAAAUGAAAUACAGCUGCUAUCAAGAUUCUUCUGUUAUUCAUGGCUAGUUUGUUUAUUGGGUUUUUGGUUGAGAAAUACGUCGCUUGUCAACGUCAUCGGAAAUACGAUUUCAGAUGGCAUCAUUUUCAAACAUGAGCUUACUCACUACACCUUGCUUCAAGUGUAAGAGGGGUGAAAAGUCCCAAGCGAUUCUGGCCCUACUUGAUGGCUUUUAGGACCUGUAUUUCGACUGGUAAGCCUCAGUAAUUAUUGUAUUUGGUGUUUGUUUUUUUCUGGUUUUAUGUAGUAGAGCGUAGUUUAGGCGGCUAGUCUAUGCACGUUUGUAAGACAAAAAGAUUUGAGACAAUUAUCUGACCUACUAUUAGGUUUAAUGUAAACUAACAGAACUUUAAAAAGCCUUUAGACAUUUUCUGACCGCAAAUAGAAAGAAAACGUUCCGAAGAAUGCUUAGUUAUAAACUUGGCUGUAAAAAGAAAGCUGCGAACGAUUUUUUUGCCUCGAGUUCAUCUUGAAAAAUACCACUAAAACACCAGGAAGCCGGCGCUUUAAACAUUUUAUGCUUACAUGACUAAGGAUUUUCAGAGACAUUUUACUCUCAAUACCUGGCUUUGUUAAUGAAAAUUGGUGUCUCUGUAAAUGUUUCACCGAAUUACAUUUCUUUUAUUGGUUGUUAGUAGCCUCUUUCGCAAUUUUAAUAGAUGUACCGGUUGUUUUCAGUCGUACAUGAACAUCACAUGCAGCUACUCAAGAUGCCGCGCGACUCAAACACUUUUAAAAAUAAUAAAACCAUAAAUAAAAAAUAAAUAUAAUAAAUUAUUUAUUAUGUUGAAGCGUUAUCAAUCUUCAUUCACAUACUUGACAGCUCGCAUCUCAAAUUUUGCGCUUGAAAGCCCAUAUUACCCUGCAGACCACAUAGGAACAGACUGUUCUGGCUGAACAGUCCCGAAAUUGUGGAAUUCUCUUCAUGAAAAAGUUUUAUAAUGUUGUCAAUUUUAUAAUUUGCUGUUCAAAGGAAGCGCGUGCUUCGAUCGUCCUGAAUGUCCUGAAUAUUGAAUAAGUGCAAUUGUGAAAAAAUUGCAUUCUGUCCGAGGUUUCCACGUUUACCUCAGAUGUGAUGUAUAAAUAGUAUAAAAGACUGGUUUACACGCCACCAGAUUUGUCGGCAAGAAUUUAUAAAGUAAACUUGUCGAACCUCAAAAAUCACGCCUGAUUUUUUAUUUUGGCCUCUGUUUUAGACAGAGGAAUGCAACCUAUAAAUUACAACGUGUAAAUUGGCUACUACAGAUGACUAUCCUGUCCUAUAACCGGCCUUUAUAGCACUGAUAAAAUUAUGUCCAAUUAACCUCUUAUAAAAUAAAGGUGAUGUAGUUGGGCGACUGGGUUAUUUUGUUCGGGAAGAAUUUGCUUUCCAGGCCUAAUAUACUGUGAUCAAAGAUGAUUGCUAUUUUUUCGGAUUAAAUAUAAGACUAUUAACUCGAUGCAAGAGAGCUCGAUGUAAGAUUUUUUUCACUUUUUGACUGUUUGAAAAUUAUGUUUCACAAAAAUCACUUAGCCUUUCCCUCAAACCUCAAAUGAUUGUGCCUUAAAGUUAAUUCAGUGUAGAUUUCAAGUUUAUUGUUUGAUUUAAAUUAUAAACUUAUCAACGGGAGCUUCGCUUUUAGCCCAGGAUAAAUCUAUAUAUUAUGAUAGAUUUGCAAAAUAAAAAAUUUUACUGUUGUCAAUACUUUUAUUGCUAUUAUACAGUCUCUCACGGACACCUUUGGGACUGGUACAAAGUGUCGGUCUUAGAGAGAGUCAAAUAGAGGGAGCAGUGAAAAGUAGGGAGCAACUCUAGCUGUCUGAGUAUAAAGAGGUGUCCGUCUUGAGAGAUUCGAUUGUCAUAACUGUCAUUGUCAACAUCAAAACAUCGUCAUUAUUUAUUCAUUUAUUUAUUUUUGCUGUUUCUCACCUCAGUUUCUCCAGUGAUCAACCUCCAAAAUGAAUACUAUGUUGGGAGAGAGAAACGAGCGUCAAUCUACUGUAACGUUGAAGGAUAUCCCCCACCUACAAUAACUUGGACUCCAUGUGACCCUCAGGAAAAUGUGUGUAAUCAGAAUAUGCUGAAUAUUCCAAAGGUCGUGGAGGACUGCGUUUAUAUCUGUAAAGCCAAAAAUAGCUUGGGAUUUGAUUUUGCAAGUACCAAACUUUGUAAGUUGAUCUGUUUGUUAAAGUGCUUUGCGCACAGUGAACGUCAUUGUUUUAUGGUGGGGCCAAAUCAUCCCUGCAUAUCGGUCAUUUACGGUAUUUUUAAACAUUUUUCUUUACGAAACUGGCCACAUAGUCUCUGUUUGUUGACCGAAUGAUUUUAAGGUUUUAUUUGACGCAAAAUGAAUGAUAACACUAAAAUGAUAUAAAUGACAUUAUAUUCGUAACUCUCGGUCAUUUCCACCCGACAUGGUGUUAGGUUGUCAAGGAGAUUUGGCUGGAGAAAUUUUUAAUAACUUGACGUUCAAGGCAUUUUUCUUACCUCGGGUUUUACAGACUCAGAUGCUUUUAUUUUGGGUUGCAAGCAAAUAUCAUCAAAGUAAUGCCGUACGCGUGUUUGGCCAUAUAUAAGAGUUAAAUGUCAGCUAGAAAUCCUACAACAAAAUUUCAUUGUGCCAAUAUGACAUCUAGCUGUCACAAAUGUCCAAAUGUGUGUUUACUUACGAAUUUUUGGUUACAAAUUGUCGAUGACAGGGAUUUCCUUUGUUUACUUUCUUUACGUUGUUAUUUUGUUUUGGAAUACUAGAGAUUUUAUGUGCGACACCUUAUUUUCAUUAUGUAAAUAGGUACAUCUAUGGAGUUCGUCAUCCAGAGUAGAAUUCCAUGGUGAAACGCCUCAAACGUAAACGUGGAGCUUUUCAAGGAGCUUUCUAGAAAAAAAAUGUUUCUGGAAAAGCAGUAUUGUUUUCUUCCUGGAGGACGAAUGUACAAUGAAUUUUUGAUAGAUUUUCAGGUUUUUGAACGUUAAGAGUGGUUUUCAUUUUGAUGUAUUCAUCUUUUUGAAUACUUUGGUCUUCUCCUUUUAGUGAUCAGAGCUAAGGUAAUCAACUUGACACUUAUCAUCACAAGUAAGGAUUGCAGUGUAAAUGAUCAGUCAUUUUGGAACGCAAUACAAGAUCCGGUAACUUAACACUUUUUUCUCACAUACAGGGCAGUCAAUAAUUUUCUAAUGUUUAAACGCGGACAGAGUAAGCUGGGACCCAUUCUCUGUGGUACUGGUUACUAGCAAAAUCGUAAUCUAUUAAGAAUCUCUUGAAGUGUCUAAACUGAGGUCGACGUUACUGAGCUCGUCGUGAAUAUCCUCUAGCAACGUUAGACAACGGACUAGCGAUUCGCCAUAUUUUUAUUUAACUAUUCGAAUACUGAUAGUCGAAGAAAACAUCAUCUCAUUACGGUACAAUAAAAUGUUGGUAAUAGUGAAGACGCGAGGACACGUUUUACGUUUAUUAACCCUUGUUUACAAGUUCUCCCUUAAAUCCAGAAGUUAACUACUGCUUGCAGCCUUUCAGUCUUAAUUUGCUAUCGACCGGCAGGCCGUCACUAACUGGUUGCAGCAGGGGUGGUACCAUUUAGUCAGGUUCCCACUUUCAGGAUGAGGCUGUUGCACUUUUUCUGGUCACCAAACAGCCCUGAAGUGCUGCUUUAUAGCCUCAAUACCAGGAUGAAUAUCGUGUAGCAAUGGGCUAGCAAGGAGUUUAUUGGGAAUCGCCACGCUCCAAGGGUGAUACUGAAUUGACUGAAUAUGAGGAGCUCAGUUGCGAUGCGUAACAUUGUUACGUUAUUUAGACAUCCGCAUCGGUAACAUGUGGCAUUCGAAUGCAUCAGACAAACAUGGUUUUAUUUUUCUUGGUAUUAAUUUUUAGUUCAGCCAGAUGUUUGAAAAUGAAAGUACCUAUCGCAAAACAACAGUGGUGGACGUCAGGUAUAGAUCUGUUUUCGUAAAAUUUUAGAUUGGAUUCUUAUCAUUAGUUUAAUACAGUACUGAACACGAGCUUAUCGGUUUUAUGCCCGUAUUGGCACGACAAGAAAUAAUGAUGAUGAUGAACAUGAGCUUGGACGAUUCCAAAUCUCCUGUCUAAAACUUGUUAUUCUGAGACAGAUGUUCCCAAGCUCGUAGCAGGAACAAGUCCCGGCAAGAUGCAGUAGCAACUAAUACCUAUUGCGCGCAAUUCUGCCGCAUUUACCUGUCUAUAAAUAUUGUCUAGUAAUCGAAUUAGAUAACGUACCAAAAUCCGCACAAAACAAUAUUUUAACCUUGACUUUUUUAAACUUUCAGAUGUGGGAGUUUGAUUGUCGAUCUUAGUCUGACGUUCAGUUCAAGUGUUACUGAAAAAUGGAUUCUGGACAAACUAAAGGAGACUGCCAAGAAUGGAAAGCUUGGCGAUUUUAGUGUGAACGCUUCAUCUAUCCACGGGACGCAAACUAUUAUCCUUCACACAACCACGUUGCCAUUUAGUACAGCAACUCCAGGCCCACCGGACGGUAAAUUUACUUAACUUGUUUAUAUGAAUCAAAUAAAAGCCAAAUCGUGUUUGCUGUAACGUUCUUUAGGAUUUCUUUACGAUUUUAUUAAGAUUUUCAUAAAUUAAAAUAUUAGCAGCGAAAAGCUUAACUUUAUUAAGCUAAACAUAUGUCAUAGAACACGUAAUUUCUUCAUUCUUGCAGCUUGCCAAGGGUGUUCUUGUAAUUCCUCCAUCUUAAUAGUUUUGGUGAGCAUUCUAGCAGGAAUCAUCGUUGUCCAAGCUGUGUGCCUUUUUUUGGUACAUAAGAAAGGUAUGGUCAAUGGUCAAUGAAUAAUAUUCCUUUUUUUGGAAGAUCUACACUGUUUUUUUGGAAGAUCUUCACUGAUUUUAUUGACGAUAAUACCAGUAAGCUAUUAUCUCGGCGAUAAUACCAGUAAGCUAAGACUAGUCAGAACAUGUUUCACUACUUAAAGGAAGUAAAUGUUAGGGUUAAAAAUUUGCUGCCUUAGGUUCUAUUUUUGCUGAACAAUCAUAACCAAAGCAAUCGACCCUCAAUAAAAUUUGCCAGAAUUUGUGUGAGGAAUUAACAAACAGUUGGUAAAGAGACUGAAGAGGUUCUUGUUUUAGGGCGUUUUGAAAAACUUUCCGCUCAAGACCUCUGGGCUUCCCCCUAGCUGAGAAUCAAUUUUGGACCGAAAUAAAACUCAAAAGGGGACGGGAAGGGGUCACAAUGUGUCAUAGCAUUAUUACUUUUAAAAGAAUGUCAUGUGUCAGUUGACAUGCAUGAUAUUAGCGUUUGUUGCUGAAAUUGCAGCGACAUGGGAUAGACGGCCGUCUAUUACUAUGGAUUAGAUUGACGAAUAGAAAGCAGCGUGUCGAGUUAAGGGGUAAUUGUUCAGAUUGGUCAUCCGUUAUAUCAGGAGUACCCCUAGGACCAAAUUCUUGGCCCAAUCUUAUUUAUGAUUUAUGACACCAAAAUCUAUAGCACGAUCAAUGACCCUAAAUAGGAUACCUCAGCCUUGAAACUUGACCUAAACAGAUUAAGCGAUUAGGCUAACAAUCGACGGUUGCGCUUUAAUUCCGAAAAAUAUGUAGUCAUGCGUACAACGCACAGUAUGGACAAAUUACCCUCUAGGUGAACAACUACAAUCUGUUGAAAGUGCCAAAGAUGUGGGGGUCACCAUAAACUAUAAAGCAUCUUGGGGCAAACACGUCUCCUACAUAGUAAACAAGGAGAACAAAGUGUAAGGUGUAAUCAAGCGAUCCUUCGGAAACGACAAUCGGAAUGCGUUUUCUUGCCACUAAAAGUCAUUGGCUAGACCUAUACUGGAAUAUACGGCCCCCGUUUGAAGCCCGUACCAAAUAAAAGACAUAGAAUCCUUGGAAAAAAAUGCAAAAGAGAGCAGCUCGGUUAGCCUUAAGGCAAAAGCGCGGAUAAAUGAGCUUAGAGGACUGCUGUCGCUUACCGGAAUUGCAAACACUGGACAAACGUACAGAGUUCUUAUCUCUAGUUAAGUGCUAAAUACAACGGAAGAGAUAUCUCCAUUUAACACAGAAGUUUUUUUUUUUUUUUUUUUUUUGAUUUUGGUUUUUUAUUUUUCAAGAGUCUUUACAGAAAAAAAAAAUGGGAUGUCUCCUAUAAAGGGGAAGGCGCCCCAACCCCCACCCCACCUUCCCGCUCCCCCUUUAAUUUACUUUACAAAGGAUUUUAACAGAGAUAUCUCCAUUUAACACAGAAGUUUUUUUUUUUUUUUUUUGUUGACUUUGGUUUAUUAAUUGUCAAGAGUCUUUACAGAAAAAAAGAAUGGGAUGUCUCCUAUAAAGGUGAAGGCGCCCCAACCCCCACCCCAUCUUCCAGCUACGCCUUUAAUUUACUUGACAAAGGAUUUUAACGUCCGAAACUUCUUAUAAUCUUAUACCGCCAGGUUCAACCUUUUAAUUCCUUUUCAGGGAAAGCGAAGGAAAGAAGGUAAACUCUCGAUCAUGAAUGGUAAAAAACUUCUAUACUCGUAAUCAUUGUUUUAGUUUCCCCGUCAAAUUAACAAAAAAAUUAACAAAACAUUUGGAUGACUAGUACACCAAUUGACAUUGCCGCCUUUCAGCAAUGUCAAGUUAUUCGGUUAGAUUUAAUUAUACUGGAGACAAAACGUCUCAUAAAGUAAUGGCCCAUAAGUCUCAACUUGCAAUUUAUUCAGAACGUUUCCCAAAAUAAUGUCAACUAGGAUAUUUUACGUCAAAUAAAAGCUUUUUAGUAGAUGUUGUUAUUCAAGGAAAGUAUACAUAUAAUUAUUUUUAAAAUGUCUUGUCUAACUAAACCAUUUCAGGUUGUUUGCUACGACAAGUGACAAAACAGGAGACUUUCUUGUAAGUUUAUUUAUUUAUUUAUUUUUCAAAAAGCUGCAUUUUUUUCCGCGAAGGAAUAAAAAAUAAAAUGAUGAUGAGCAUGAGGUGAACUGCUUGAAUACAAGUUUAAUUGAUUUUAGAUAAAUGAGUAAAAAACGAGUGCCCUGGAAGGAAGAACUUGUCAAGAAGAAAAGGAGCGAAUUGAACAAAGCCUAUUUGAAAAAUAAGCGCCUCCCCAAUUCUGGCAAUGCGACUUACUUAAAACAAUGAGGUAACGGGAAGGAGCUCAUCAGCUACAGGUCGUCUUAAAGGCCAAACUGACGUGAGGCUGGAGAAAUGGAUGGAUAAUUUUGCCAUACUUUUAGGUUAACCCGUGGUUGAAAACAGAAACCGAGUAAGUAAGAUUGUUCAGCACCAAUGCCUUCACUUUGGAAGAACUCAAUACCAGCAUCAACUUGUUUGCCAACAAUAAGGCACCUGGCAUAGAUGAAAUCCCGGCUGAGGUAUGGAAAAGUGGUCAAUGACCAGUUGCUGGACGUGUGUAAGAUGAUGCUUGAAGGUGGCGGAAAACCUGAGCUAUGGUUCAAGAGCAUUAUAGUCACCGCACCUAAAAAGGGCGAUUUCAGCGAACCUCAGAGCUAUCGUGGUAUUGCACUAAUUCUAACAGCAGCCAAGAUCUAGAAUAGAAUGCUCCUUAACGGGACCCGCCCCCACUUAGACCCUCUACUGCGCACAAAUCAAAACGGGUUCCGACCAGGAAGAUGAACAGUUGCUUAGAUACUUACAGCAGUUCUUACCUUUGUUGACUUCAAAAAGGCGUUUGACUCGGUGAACAGAGACAGAUUGUUGGACAUUCUGAAGGCUUACGGCAUCCAAGAUCAAAUCGUCUCGGUUAUAGCGUCGAUGAAUCAUAACACUGGAGAGCUAAAGUUUUCUCACCUGAUGGUGAAACAGAUUUCUUUACUAUCCAUGCUGGAGUACUGCAGGGUGGCACAUUAGCUCCGUUCCUGUUUAUCAUAGCGCAUUAGACUACGCAAUGAAAUGCUCAAUUGAAGGCUACGAAGACCUUGGAUUAACACUGACUGAGAGAGGACGUCGUUGCUUGCCUGCAGUUAUGAUCACUGACACAGACUUUGCUGACAACAUCACAUUGAUUUCAGAUAACUUGAAUAAAGCCCAAUCACUGCUAGGGCGAGUUGAAACUGCUACUACAGAAGUUGGUCCGCACAUUAGCACCAGCAAGACUGACUACAUGGCCUAUUACCUCGUACAACAGGGCGACCUUACUACCCUAGACAAUUCAAAGCUAACACAAGUGGACGAUUUCAAGUACCUAGGCUCUUAAAGGAAAAGCUUGGGCCGCUAGCAACAAACUAACAGCGGUGUGGAAAUCAAUCCUCAGCAGAGAAUUGAAGAUAAGUUUCUUUAGAACUUCAGUUGAAUCUGUUCUAAUGUACUGGUCAAAAGAGAUGGACAUUAACUGCUGCAAUGGAAAAACAACUUGAUGGCUGCUACACAAGGCUGCUACGUACGUGCUGUUAGAGAAGCGAUAAAGAGACUGUUGUCCAAAUAAUACCUUUGGACCCAAAACACGGCAGACGCUCAAGGGGGCGCCCAGCAACCACAUUUAUUGACCAACUAGAGAGUGAGAGCGAUCUUUUCAAAGCAGGAUCUUGCAUCUGUUAUGGUCAACAGAAGGGAAUGAGACAGACUGUGCGGGUGCGCCCGAAAUAGAUAGAUAAAUAGAUAUAAUGGUGGCAGUUGUAACGUCGGGAUGGUCGAGAUGUGGUCACGGCCGUUUGAGCGACUGACCUGGCCACUUGAUAGAGGUUGAAUUUACAAUUCUUUUCUACAAUUAUUUCGGCAUUCUAACAACUGGCCUCUUAGUAGAGGCUGGCAGCUUAAUGGAGAUUCUACUGUGUUAGUGUGAUAUAAAGUUUAAUCGUCAUGGUCUGACACGAUACAAAUAUUUGAGUUCUUCUCAACAUUUCAUACAAUGUUUCUGUCAUAAAUUGUAUUCCAUACCACAUGCACAAGUGUAUGCGCUUAUGCCAUUUAUUACAUCACUAGUACUUGUGCGCUAUGAAUUAUACACUGUAGGCAACACAGAGCGACCCUUCGAGAAAUUGAAAAACGCGACAAAGACUGGUUACUGAUGUACGCUGUCGAAAAGGUUUCCUUUAAAAAAUUUCCGUCGUGCACUCUACGACAAGAAACAAAAAUUGAAUCUGAUAUCCCAAAAUGUACCCUAAAAUGUACCUCGUGCCCAGGUUUAAUUCAGUGUCACUGAGAGAACUUCAUUUCUUGCCUCUUUGCAAGUUCAGCCCGCAAGAAAAACAUUCUAUGACAAUCAUAUUCAAAAGCGCGGAAAAAAUAACUUAAUGUGAAGAGACCCUUUAAAAAAAAACCAGCUUGUACGGGGUUCGAAACCUUGACCGAUGCUUAACCUAACGCUCUAUCAACUGAGCUUAAGUUUGCUCGACCCAGGUAUUAUUGUAGGCAUACGUUUCACCUUUGGACCUCUUAUAGCUUGGUCUUUAUUGUCAAUACAUUACAACAUUGAUAAUAAUAAUAAUUUCAUAACUUGUAUUGCGCAGGUAUUCGUAAAAAAUGAUCAAAUGCGCAUUACAUUAGUAAUAAAAGCAUGGAAAAAACUAUUUACAGUACGAAAAUUCACCAAAAAGAAUAAGAAUGUAUUCACUUCUAAAAUAAAAAUCUAAAUUAUCGAUAUGUAACAGUCAAAAUUUAUUCAACUAUAAUCGGCAAACUUACAAAGCUACGUCUUAAAAAGGCUCUUAAAAGUAUGCAAGUAAGAAAUGUUGCAAAGCCCGCCUGGUAAAACAUUCCAAAACUUGGGCGCAGCCACCUGGAAGGACCUAUCGACUAGCGUAACCUCAGUUCUAAAUGUUGGCGAUGCUAGCAAAAUCCCACCAGACGAUCGGAGGUUAUAUGCGCCUUGCAGUUUCAAAGAAACUAAGUUCUGAAAGUAUGCCAUGGAUAGCCUUGAAUGUGAUGAACAAAAUCUUAAAAUGAAUGCGCUGCUUUAACGGAAACCUAUGUAGCUCAUACAUGGUGUAAUAUGGCUGAAGCGCAGAGUGCAGCAAAGUCUUUUCGUCGUUUCUAGUAACAUAAGUCGGUUUCUAAUCAUUCAAUUCGUUAAAUCCAUGAUGCAAUCACGCAUAGCCAUUAAUGCACUAGCGUCAUCACCCUGCACCUUUGGACUGAAUGCCAAGUACAAUUGGGCAUCAUCGGCGUAAGAGUGCACGCUUGGCAAGUGUAUACGCACUAUAUGGAGUAAUUCGCUGGUAUAUACUAUGAACACCUCUUGCGCGAACGGAAAGGUAUCUGACAGCCCUACAUUAACUGCAACACACUGUGUACGGUCGGAGAGGUAAGAUGUAAACCAGUUGAGUGCCUAGUCAGUCACUUCAAGUCUUGACCUUAACCGAACAUGCAGGUGAUUAUCGGUAACAGCACGUCAAGAAUCUAUAGAACCAUAGAUGUAGGUGAAGGAUCUAAAGGACACGAUUUCAUGGUUGCGUUUCUAAUAAUCAAAGAAACUUGGUCUUGUGUAUUGUCAACGUGUUGAAUAUCACGUGACAAUAACAUCACAAUCGUUUUCGCUCUCAAUCUAAUUGCAGCGCUUAUCCGUAUUUUCUCUGGAAAUGCUUUAUGUCAAAAGUUUUGGGUGCUUGCCUUCUGAUGUGCGAAGUUUCACAAAAACAUUGAGGUAUUGUGGAAUUUCUACAUUAAUGCUAUAAUUUAUGCGCAAACUGAAUACUGGACUUUAUGGAAGCAAAUUUGCUACUUCCUGGACGUUUCUGGGAAAUUUUGUCACUCAUUGUUUUAACCUGAAUGACCCUUUUACGUUCUUUAGACCGCUAGAGGCAGGUAGACUUGCGGGAUUUCGAGAGACAGGAAAGUAUGUAUAUGCACCAGGGUAAGACAGUAUUCAGUUUACGCAUAAAUUAUAGCCCUCAUGUAGAAAUUCCACGGUAUCUCGAAAUUCCUGUAACAGAUUUUUGUGAAAAUUCGCAAAUAAGGCCUAUAAUUCGAUUAAGAGCCCUUGUGACGUCAUUUUCACGUGAUAUUCAUUCCGAUUGCGACAGCUACAAUAUCAUAAUGCUUUUUACUCUAUGUGUAAUCGUCGUAUUAUAACUUUUUUGCAAUGAAGACCAAACUGUUUGCGUAUGAGAGGCCCAAAGGUAAAGCUAUGUCCACAAAAAAUACUGGGUCCAGGGUCCAGCCACCUUAAGAAAGCCAACUGGGAUCUGGUCAUGUAAUGUUUUCGUAUGAACAUGAAAUAAUGAAUAAAUGAAUAUCAUAUAGAAGAAUAGAAAAAAGUUCCGUCUAUAACUGCAAUGAUGUUCGCAUUUAAUACUUAAAGUGGUCUGUUCUCGUUUAUUUCAGGAUGCAGUACAAAUGGAACAUCGUCAACCAGAGCAAGUUUCCCAUGAACAACAGCCUUCAGAGGUUUCUUCUGGACGCCAAUAUAUGCCACUGGUUAAGGCACGCCAGUACUCUAAUACAACAGAAGUCAUACCGUCAAGCGAAACUACAUCAUCAGACCAGUAUGAACCUCUAAACUCGUCAACAAUUUCUUACGAGAUUCUUCGGGAGAACGUGAUUAUUGAGAAAAUAAUUGGCAAAGGUGCUUUUGGACAGGUUGCUAAGGGAAAGGUUACUGGCCUAGGAGGAACAACGCAUGAGACACAAGUGGCUGUCAAAAGGUUAAAAGGUAAACUAUUGAUUGAUCACUGUAACCAACAAUUUAAGGUUACAAUAACCACAAAAGUGUAACUGGCAUGAGACGAACUAAUUACUUUUGACAAAAACAUUUCUUGAAAACGUUAAUUACCUCAUAUUUCAGCGAACGCACCCGAGUCGGACAGAAAGGACUUGUUAUCGGAGCUUGAAGUGAUGAAGACGUUGAAGCCUCAUCCACAUGUCAUCAAGCUACUAGGAUGCGUCACCGAAACUGGUAAGUUAGAUUUUAAAUGAAUUAAUUUAACGUGAUUUGCUGGUUUUCAGCUGCGCACCUCUCACCGCGCGUAACUAGAUGGCCUUCGUUAAAAGGAGCGUCCGAAUAAACAUUAUAGCUAUUGAAGCUGAUCGAACAGAAACUUUAACGUUAACGGUUUUAACAUUUUGUUUCUGUUCGAGCGGAGUCUCAAUGUGCCGGGAUUAUGCAUAACGUAAGCGCUACGCAUGUUGCUGACCUCAACGUCGUUACCGAGGCCUCAAUAAAGGAUGUAAAACUUGUGCUAAGUUACAUCAAGUAGCAUUUAAGCUCCGUCUUCAUCUAAUUGCUUCCUAAUUGUUUUAUUCCGAUCUAUCUUCUUUAAAAUCGUAUAUUUCAAUGCCUCCUUCUAUCAACCAUGCAAUAUCAUUUUGAAACUCGUCUUAGUCCUCCCUCAUAGUUUAGAAGGAAUGCAUAAAGUGUCCACUUUCGAGAGAAAAUGGCAACUUUACUUAAUUGCACGGACUGAGAAAUUUGGAAUCAAAAAGCACAUAUCCAAAGUAAGAUUAAACCAACUCUGCAAAGCAAAGCGAUUCAUAGGUAUGUUCUGGUUCGUAGGUGUAUAAACAAUAGAAUGGGGUCAAUGUCUUUUUGUUAUCAAGUGGAUAAUGGAAAAAAAGUGCGCCUUUUUGUUGACAAUCCUGGGCGAAAGUCCUUGGGACAGUGAUGCAAUAUUCAUAAUUUCCUGUAAGUUUGGGUGCCGUAAUAAAACAGUGCAGCCUUUUCGAAAAUAUAUGUCAGUUCUCCCUCCCUCCACCCUAUAUAAUGUCGAAACUUGGAAUUUCGGGCUACAAGCGUCCAACGCUGUUUGUGGGGUAGAGGUGGGUAUGUGUCAUUUGAAAAAAGACCCACAAAAGCAAAUUGUCGUAAGAUUUUCCUCCGUGCUCUCGUUGUCUAAGGCUGCGCACACUUUUCGCGAAACAUCGUUAAAUUGCAGUAUUCUUUAGCAUUGUACCGUGAAAACGAGCCCGGUGACCUCCACUUUUUAUAACUUUUUUUAAAUCAUCGUCUCGAUUUUUUUUGUCUAGGUACCUAAGUUUCAUCGCAAAUCUAUGACAGGUUCUUAUACUUGGGAUCACCUUUACCUUAACCAUACAGUCCAGCCCCAUAUUAAUGCCCUUUACAGUUCAAGAGCUUCCUUUUUUAAAUCUUGUUUUUUCGUUUAUAAAAGCAAAUAUCAACAGCUUUUAAAAGUAUAUGCUAAAACGUCCUUCUUCUUCUUCUUCGUUUUCUUUCUUUCCUUUGUCGUCUUAAUUUUCCCUCUUACGUCUCACUCAACUCUCUCUAUUCACGUCUAACUAAAUUAAUACUUCAUUCUUUUCACUCAGAGCCCUUGUUAAUCUUAAUUGAGUAUGUCCCGUAUGGAGAUCUCCUGGGUUACCUAAGAAAGAGCCGUGGAUUAAAGGACACUUAUUACAAAGACCCAGAUAUCAAACCCCAAACAAGUCUGACAUCACAGAGGCUUAUAACCUUUGCUUGGCAAAUUGCUGAUGGAAUGAGUUACCUCUCUUCGAAAUCUGUAAGCUGAAAUGUUUGCCUGUUGUAUUUAAAUCAGUUUCUUGCUGACCUGACUGUCUCUAUUUUGCAACAAAAAUUAUAAUGAGUACACUCAGGUACCCUCAAUUUGAGCCACUUUCUUGUUUUUGCGUUUUAAUAAGCCCCUCUACAAUAGUGAUUUCAUGAAAUUUUUUGUAAAACAUGCAGGCUGGACAAAUGUGGAUUAAGACGUUGUGAGGUUGUACUCAAAAUUUGAGAAUUUUUAAUAGACAGAUACUAUAGUAAAUCUUAAAGAAUGAGUUCAGAAUUGUAAUGAAAUGUAGCAGUAUCAAACUAGAACAGAAGGAUUUGACCGUCUAGAGUUCAUGUGUGAAUAGCAUAGUUUUGUGAAAUCUUACACAGAUUAUUCACCGAGACCUUGCUGCUCGAAAUGUUUUGGUCGGAGAGAAUGAAAUUUGUAAAGUGACAGAUUUUGGAAUGGCAAGGGAUGUGCAACAGGAAAACAUUUAUGAAAGAAAGACAAAGGUAUGAAAUAUAUUUGAAACAGACCUAAAAGAGAAAGCACUGAUGUUAAUAAUCCACUUAACCCUCUUCAAAACGGGCUUUUUUGCUUUUAUUUCGCGGAAACGACGUUCAUUUUUGGGAUAAAUCUUCUUGUUGCUGUUCCGACAACCCUGCGUUCAGUUUAGUUUGCAAGCUACCCGUCCCCUAAAAGAUUACCCGCGUAACAGUUACCACGGCAACUUCAAUGUUGACGCACGCAUGAAGACCACUCUACAAUGUUCCCAGAUAGUUUUUAGGAAAAAUGGCUAAGUUUGGUGGUCAUAGCGUAAACGGUUUUGAAGUUAUACAAUUUUUUUGCAAAGGGGUUUGAAUAGGGUUAGGGAAAGUAUACAUGUGGGCUCUGUUGAUGUCGUUACUUUCUAGAUCACAUGUUUUAAGAAGAGCUGCUCUCCAAACAAAAUAUUGCACAUGUACUUUGUUGAUUGUCGAAGUAUGCACACUUUGAAUUGGUUGGUUUUGCCACUGACAUACUCUGAGUAAUAAUAAAUUAUUUGUUUUCAUAUGACGUCACCAAAAUGUAUACUAAGGAAUUAUCGAUCCUUUUGAGUUUUUGCUUUCAUGGAGUAUUAGAGGAGCUAAAAAGAUAUAUGCUUACAAAAUUUCUGUUCAUAAAGGUCCUUUGUUUUGUGGUAGAGUACGCUUGAAUAUUUCUAUCUGAACAGUCCUCAUAUAGUGUAUUAGAAAAUUUAUUACUGUUUAGGAGUUCCUUGAGGGAUGAAUUCACUCUUUUGUAGCAAAACUCGGUAACAGAUGUUUCUGUUGGUUCCCGGCCUCAACGUCGGAACCCCCUAGAGGGUCACCAACGUAGCGUCUCCACGGUCAUUUACAUUUUAGGUAAAAUAUCUCUCCAAAUAUUUGGCAUAGAAAAAAUUCCAUGCACAUCAAUCUUGGGAAGAGUCUUUGCAUAUUUAGCUUCUAUAUUACCAGGAUUCAGGACUAUCUAUUAAACGAUUGGGAUUUAUAUUUUCGAUGGUGUAACACAGUGAAACCAGCAAUUAAUAUGGCUAAUGACUUGCCAACGCGCUUAGAUGUCUUAAUACUACGCUUGGCUUCGAAGCAUAUUGUGGAGGCAAAAUAUUGGUGGUUUUCACUGUGACGCCGUCGAAAACGAAAAUCAAAGCUGUGGAAUGUCUGAAGCCAAGAAUUUCAGAUAUUAUAGAAUAUCGAUGAAUUAACGACCUGGCCAAGUCUCACGUCUGUGCAGUUUUCCGCAGCUGAGUUGCUCUUCAAAAUGCGUAAGAGAAAUUUAUACGGCUCAAUAUGGGGACUCCAUGUUUGUGCUCCUCCGAGCCGCACAAAUAUUAGUCGGAGUUUGCUACAGUUUAAGACUAUGAUUGUCUUUUUUUUCUACUAUUUCGCCUACUUUUCGUUAAUUCUCUAUUCUAUCUUAUUUGUCAAGUUGGUAUCUGUCUUGUUCGUUUACCCUGUUCAUAUGUAGGGUCGUUUACCAGUGAAGUGGACCGCAUAUGAAGCCCUACUUUUUGGAAAAUACACCACCAAGAGCGACGUGUAAGGAAAUUUUUUCUUCUGCUUUCAAUAACACAAAAUUAAUAACAUCAGACGCUGGAUUAAAAAGCGUUACUGACGCCAAUAAACAUCUCUCCCAUCUACAAGUAGAAGCAGAAUAAGAUUAAGAUGUUUGUAAAAAAUUUUGUAAAAUGAAGCAAAAUAUAUCUACCUUUUCUCGCUUUCUUUUGUCCCAUUUAGGUGGAGUUAUGGAGUUUUACUUUACGAAAUUUUUACAAUUGGUAAGGGUUAUUAACUUUCCAAGUUUUUUGCUGUUGUUGUUAUUGUUGUUAAUGUUUGUUUGUUUAUAUUUUGUUUGUUUGUUUGUUAUUUUUAAAAAACGUAUAAAAUCAGUUCCGUUGGAAAAAAGUCAUUAAUAAUAACGUACUUUAAAGCUCGCGAAUGAAAAUUUCAAACUUUCCUCAUUAUAUGUGUGAAUGGUAGCACCAUAUGAGGUAAUAUUAUUGUAAGCUUCAGUAAAGAGAACACAUAGGGAACCCACACUCUUAUCUGUAAACUGCAAAUGGAAAUCAAAUGAGAGAUAAAAAAUUACCUGUUCUGUUCUUGAAUUUGCUGCGGAGCAAAGUGAAAUGGGAGAUGUUGUACGACGCAAAAACGAUGUUUGUUUCAGCUCUUUGCCCUUAAAUUUCACAAUUCUUAUUCUAUGUGGUUUGUCUCGCAUUUCAUUGUUGGUGUCACGCGGUUGUUAAUAUCGUCUCGCUUUUAACUGUUUGGUUAUUAAUUUAUUAACAAUUUGAAUUAACGGUAAUGGAUGGUCACAUGGGUCGAAACUCCACAGCUGCUCUCGUAAAAUCUGUGCCUCCAGUUGACUGGACCAGUUUACCACGUAAUGCCGCGCGAGGUAACAUUCCACGAUGACCAUUCCAGUUAAAACGAAUACAACAAGGCAACAUCUGGAUAUAUAUACAAUCGAACUAAGCAGAAAAGCUCCUCUCAGACGUUAAACGUAAAGUUGACUUUCGGUCCAGUCAAGUGAAGGCAUUUAUAGCUCGAAAAGUCAGUAAUCAAUUUCCGGUCAUUUUUGAAUGCGAACAUUUUUAUUUUAGAUAGAAAAAGGUGGCCCACCUUACAUUUUAUCCCUUCAACUGUUGUUGGGUUAAAUUUUGUGAAAAAGCCGCAAGCCUUGAGUACGGCCUGAAAAUAAAUCGGUCCCCAAGUUAAUUUCAUACCUUGCCUCUUUUCUCUCUCCCUCUCUCGCGCGCUAAUUACAGUACCGUUAAUUGAUAACCAACAGUGAAAUACCAGACGAUAAUAACAACCGCGUGACACCAACAGUGAAAUGCAAGACCAAACCCAUAAAAUUAAGCAUUGUAAAAUUUACGACAAAGUGCUGACACAAACAAUAACAUCGUUUUUGCAUCGUACAACAACCUCCCUUUUUUUUUUGCCCCGCAGCAGAUUCAAGAACAGAACAGGUAAGUUUUUUUCUCUCAUUUGUUUCCAUUUGCAGUUGACAAAUAUGAGUGUGGGUUCCCUAUGGAGAACACAGCAGUGAAACGUCGUGGACAGAAACCGGAAGUUGGUUGCUUCGCUUGAAUCAUCCCGUCUGACGAAAGAAGUUCGUCGAAAGCCUUUUUAGACUCAUGUCAGGGGCGCUAUCCGGUCAGAUCACUGGUAAAGACUGCAGGAAAACGUCAAAUUCUGAUUUAGUUUUGACGUCUGGAAAGGCAAAAUUCUCUUCGCCAAAGGUCGCGUAUGAUUAUUGCAACUUUUCAAAGCACGUAACUACAUAAUGGAAUUUCUGGUGCCAGAAUGGGGCAGAUAUAUAUAUUUUCUCCUACAUCAGGAAAGUAAACAUCCACUUAUAUUAUAUUGAUCCUUCCAAUUUGAGUCAAAGCAACUAUAGCAACACAAAAAUUUUUUUGCAAGCACAUGCCAUGUGCCAACGUGUUGUCAUAUCAACACUGACUGGCUUAAUGGUCUCUUUUAGGAGGUUCCCCUUAUCCUCAAAUGGAUGGCAGGAAGAUUGUAAGUUUACUUCAGGACGGAUACAGGAUGCCUAAACCAAAACAUGUUGCUGAUGAACUGUAA
This is a messenger RNA of Porites evermanni, 19378 nucleotides long. NCBI's taxonomy places the organism in Eukaryota, Metazoa, Cnidaria, Anthozoa, Scleractinia, Poritidae. The record is from the annotation of a GenBank genome assembly.